GCAUUUGACGUUAGGGUUUUGGAGCUCGUCAUCUCCCAGAUUCUUCUUCUUCUUCUUUCUUCGUCAUCUUCAUCUUCAUCUUCAUCAGCCUCUUGUUGUGAGCUCAGCCUCUGAAGCGAGCGAGAGAGAGAGAGAGAGAGAGAGAGAGAGAGGCGGCGGCAAUGGAGGGAGCAGACGAUGCGGCGAUCGAGAGGAUGGUGGACUCCAAGGACCUGCAGCAGCAGAGCAAGGCCCUCGACAAGCUCACCGACCGCGUCGAGGAUCGCCAGCUCGAUUCCACUCGCGUUCAAGAGGCAAUGGCAUCGAUUGCUGCAUCCGCAGAAGCCGAUAGGCACGCCAUGAGGAUGAGGGAGAAAGAAUUGGCUGCUGUGAAGAUCAAUGCAGCUGACGCUGAUAUAAUCGCUAAUGAACUUGAGCUGGACCGGAAGGUGGCUGAAAGGACCUUACGUGAGCAUAAAGGUGAUGCUGUUGCUGCAAUUCGUUCCUUGCUUCGAUAAAGAAUUGGUGGCAUGAAAAAUGGGAUUUGUGAUUUUUCAGAGGACAUACCGACUUGCCCAUAACAUUGUCCAAGUAGGAUCAAAAAGCUGUAUGAUUCGUGCUUCUUUUGGGGAUACAUGACUUGCUUUUUGGGAGAUUGUUUGUACUCUCGCCGAUUUUGGUUGCUAAUGUUCAGCCCUGCAUUUUUGCCCUUCCAUGUAGUUCAUGCCGGGAAUUUUGGACAGUA
Messenger RNA from Eucalyptus grandis, 724 nucleotides. RefSeq names its product huntingtin-interacting protein K. Gene Ontology annotation, biological process: protein stabilization; negative regulation of apoptotic process. The record is from RefSeq and is a predicted model, not a curated record. Bases 162 to 497 code for a protein of 111 amino acids. Lineage: Eukaryota; Viridiplantae; Streptophyta; Magnoliopsida; Myrtales; Myrtaceae. The transcript is spliced from 4 exons.